Suillus clintonianus is the source of this 880-nucleotide messenger RNA. RefSeq lists its product as uncharacterized. NCBI's taxonomy places the organism in Eukaryota, Fungi, Basidiomycota, Agaricomycetes, Boletales, Suillaceae. The transcript is spliced from 3 exons. The record is from RefSeq and is a predicted model, not a curated record. The coding region runs from base 107 to 859 and encodes 250 amino acids.
UUCCCUUGUCUGACAUGCAUCAUCACACCUUUCGGGGGCCAGAACAAAACGUCUCGUGGUAAGGUGACAAUAUUAUAGCAGAACCCAGACACACUCGAUCAACAGCAUGUCAUCUCCGAUUAUCUUCUACGACCUCCCCUCGACCCUGUCGGUGAAUGCGUGGUCCCCAAACACCUGGAAGACCCGAUAUGCCUUGAAUAUCAAGGGUGUUGCGUACAAGACCCAGUGGGUCGAGUACCCUGACAUUGAGGCGCUUGCCAAGAAAAUUGGGGCGCCACCAACAGGCGCCAAGGCCGACGGCAGCCCAUCAUACACCCUCCCCAUUAUCAAUGACCCCAAUACCGGAAAGGUCGUUUCUGACUCCUUCCUUAUCGCCGAAUACCUCGAUGCAACUUACCCGGGUGGAAAUACGUUGUUCCCCCCCGGUACCAAGCCCCUGAUGGCAGCAUUAGAGGCUGGUGUUAUAGGAGGCAUCGGAAGCAUUUUCCCCCACCAGCUCGCUAUCAGCUGCUACAUCCUGAAUCCGUCCAGUGAGAAGUAUUUCAGGGCAACCAGAGAAGCAACCUAUGGGAAGAAGAUUGAGGAGUUUUCUCCUGCUGGUACCCAGCGUGAUGCUGACUGGGCUAAGACCAAGGAGGGCCUUGCUGCUGUAGAUGGAUGGCUGGCGAAGAAUGGGGGAGGGAAGUUUGUUAUGGGAAACACUGUCUCGUAUGCAGACGGUAUCCUUGGAGCGUGGCUCACCUGGAUCAAAAUUACCAAUGGUGAAAGUAGUGCUGCGUGGAAGGAUUUCGCUAGCUGGCAGGGAGGAAGGUGGGGCACCUACGUUUCCAACUUGCAGUCCUUCGCGACAGUCUUGUAGAUACUCUCUACCCCCUAGACA